AGCAGCUUGGGCAGCGGUGCCGCGUCCUCCUCCUCGUUCUCAACCCCCCGCCCCGGGGCACGAUGCAGUUUAUGUUGCUUUUUAGUCGCCAGGGGAAACUGAGACUCCAGAAGUGGUAUGUCCCAUUAUCUGACAAAGAAAAGAAGAAAAUCACAAGGGAACUUGUUCAAACAGUAUUAGCCCGCAAACCGAAAAUGUGCAGCUUCCUGGAAUGGAGAGACCUGAAGAUUGUCUACAAAAGGUAUGCAAGCCUCUAUUUCUGCUGUGCUAUUGAAGAUCAGGACAAUGAGCUAAUAACUCUGGAAAUAAUUCAUCGCUAUGUAGAACUUCUUGACAAGUAUUUUGGCAGUGUAUGUGAACUUGAUAUCAUCUUCAAUUUUGAAAAAGCCUAUUUCAUUCUGGAUGAGUUCCUUUUAGGAGGAGAAGUUCAGGAGACUUCCAAGAAAAAUGUUCUCAAAGCCAUUGAACAGGCAGAUCUUUUACAGGAGCCACGUCAUGAAUACUUUAAUGUCCCAGUGUACUAAAUGGCUUCAUUCAUCAUGCAUGCAGAAUUUCAGAGGAGAUAGACCUGUGACUUACUCAUGACAGAACAUUAUCAUCAGCUUGGUGAAUCCAGUCAUCUUGAAUCUAAUAGAAUACCACAAGCAUUCUCUGCUGUUGUACCUUCCUCUUCCCCCUCUGUUUUACAGUGUUGUCUCUUCACAUGUCUCAUUUCAACAAAACUUGUGCUUUGCAUAUGG
Molecule: messenger RNA, 740 nt
Organism: Gavia stellata (red-throated loon)
Lineage: Eukaryota; Metazoa; Chordata; Aves; Gaviiformes; Gaviidae
Gene: AP1S2
Product: adaptor related protein complex 1 subunit sigma 2
Exons: 5
Coding region: 63-524 (153 amino acids)
Biological process (GO): vesicle-mediated transport; intracellular protein transport
Cellular component (GO): AP-1 adaptor complex; intracellular membrane-bounded organelle; membrane coat
Molecular function (GO): clathrin-cargo adaptor activity
Source: RefSeq, a predicted model, not a curated record